GUACCUUCACAUACUCCUACUCCCCCAUUCAUCUUCAUUUUUAAGGAAAAAAGAUCUCAUUAUCUCUCUAAGUGUAACCAAACCUAAAAUAAAACCAUGAAACAAAGCUUUUAUUAUACUGUUUUUUUCUUCCUCUUCCUUUUAUACUCCUCUAAAUUAUCAGCAGCUCUCAUUCCAAACACAGAUAUAGCCAGUGAGGACUCUCUUGAAGGCAGUGGGUUAAUGGGAUCAGAAGCUUGUGAGAGUGGGGAUGAAGAAUGUUUGAAGAGAAGAAUGACUUCAGAAGCUCACUUGGAUUACAUCUAUACCCAGCAACACGAGAAUUGAGAAUCAUUGAUUUUAGGAAUGUAAUUUAUUUCAUGGUUUGCUAGGCCUUAACUAAUUAGGCCUUAAUUAAUUUUAUGAAAUUCUAUACAUAUAAAUAUGGCAAUUAUGUCAGUUUGAUUUUAA
Mercurialis annua (annual mercury) is the source of this 450-nucleotide messenger RNA. Its product is annotated as putative phytosulfokines 6. Gene Ontology annotation, biological process: cell population proliferation. The record is from RefSeq and is a predicted model, not a curated record. Lineage: Eukaryota; Viridiplantae; Streptophyta; Magnoliopsida; Malpighiales; Euphorbiaceae. Gene Ontology annotation, molecular function: growth factor activity. Gene Ontology annotation, cellular component: extracellular region. The transcript has 2 exons. Bases 97 to 327 code for a protein of 76 amino acids.